AAACAUCCAAAUGUUUUGUUUAUUCUGAAAUGUCAUAACUGUGGCAUUUUCUGAAAUUUACCAUUUUCUAUGCAUUUUUUGAUUAAAAAUGGUUAGCGGUAAAGAAUUCCGUUCAACGAUUAGACAACCGUUACCGGGGGCCCCUAAGAGUAAAGAAUGUCGAAUAGUGCCUGCUUUCACAAUUCAGGCACUGCAAAAAAACACAUGUAUCCUUCCUCCUCCCAAAUGCAACGUUUUGAAACCGAGACCACCGAAAUCGACGCAGUUUAGGGUGCACUAUAAACGAGGGGAACUACCCAUUGCAUUGGACGCAAACAGAAGGCUUUCCUGGAAGGUUGAUAUACAUAAGUUGGAUUACCACCAUUAUUUGCCAAUGUUUUUUGACGGUCUUUGCGAGACUGAAGCACCUUAUAAAGCCAUAAUGUGCACAGUCCUUAAAGUAAUGCAAGCUCUGGUCAAAUGUGACGAUAUGGUUGGUGAAGCCUUGGUGCCCUAUUAUAGGCAGCUCCUUCCUGUCCUUAAUUUAUAUAAGGAGAGAAACGUUAAUUGCGGCGAUGCAAUUGAUUAUAGUCAAAUGAGAGGCGAAAACUUAUGCGAUUUGGUAAAUGAGACAUUAGAAAUCUUAGAAAAAUAUGGUGGAGAAGAUGCAUUCAUAAAUAUUAAAUAUUUAAUUCCAACUUAUGAAUCCUGUAUGAUGAACUGAAUUUAAAAUGAUAAAAAAAUGUUAAAUAUAUACAAAGCAUUUAUGCAACAACCUCAAUAAAUACUAUAUAUAAAUGUUA
Messenger RNA from Agrilus planipennis (emerald ash borer), 782 nucleotides. Its product is annotated as parkin coregulated gene protein homolog. The transcript has 4 exons. The record is from RefSeq and is a predicted model, not a curated record. Bases 89 to 703 code for a protein of 204 amino acids. Gene Ontology annotation, molecular function: Hsp70 protein binding; Hsp90 protein binding. Lineage: Eukaryota; Metazoa; Arthropoda; Insecta; Coleoptera; Buprestidae.